CGGAACGGCAAAACCUUACGGACCCGAAAUGGAUGGGGGCUGGUGGCCUGUGGGAAUAGGCUAUAGGCUAUAACGCUCAUACAUUUCAAUUGCCAUAUGCAAUGCCAAUUUUUCUUACAUUGUCUUUGGUUAAACUCUGGCAUUAUGGAAGCGCCGCUUUUGGAGCUAUUUCCGCACUAUGCCGACUUGGAAGAUUUCCUUCAAAAUGAAGUCGAAGCUCGGUAUAUACUCAAAAAAGCAACAGACUGCUUGGAACGGAUCAAGAAGUCCAGUCGUAAGGCUGGCGAGGAUGAGGAAAUUAGAUAUCUGAUAUGUGCCCUGGUGGACAGAAACUGGGAGCGCAUACAUACCGGCCAUUUCAGCAGCGUUCCUCUGACGAUCCGGAAAAUCUAUGCUAUUGCGUGUUUCUUCAAGAUAUUCUUCCUACUCCUGGAGAGCACAGACCCAAGGCAAAAGGAAAAAUGCAGUGGCAUCCUGGACGAGGCUCAGCUACUCGCCUGCACAGAUGACUGGAGCGAUCUCAAGGCAGCACUCAUGGACUACUUGGACAAGGGCCAGGAGACGAGUGUCGAGCCAUUGCCCAUCUUGGCGGCAGUGAUGAGAGUUUCGAGUGCCUGUGGUAUACCACAGCUGGAUGCUCCCGGCUUGAAUGAGUUUCAAACGAAAUGUUUCCAGGCACAGCAGCCGACGCUGCUGCUGAACACCAUUAAGCAAUGGCCAGCCAUGGACAAGUGGCGGGACUUGAACUACCUAGUGCAAGUGGCGGGCAAUCGCACAGUACCCAUAGAGAUUGGCUCCAACUAUGCCAACGACGAGUGGUCCCAGCAGCUAGUCAAAAUUCGCGACUUUCUGCGUCGGCAAUUUGUUCACCAAAGUGAAGACGGAUGUCGGGAGAUUGAGUAUCUUGCCCAGCACGAGCUCUUUGCCCAGAUACCGGCCCUGAAAGCGGAUAUCUGUGUGCCCGAUUAUUGCACUGUGAGCGGUGCGGAGGAGCCCCCAGCAGCUGUGGACAUCAAGGCCUGGCUAGGACCUGCCGGAACCAUAUCCCCAAUGCACUAUGAUCCCAAGCACAACUUACUCUGCCAGGUGUUUGGCUCUAAGCAGAUUAUACUGGCUGCCCCCAAAGACACGGAUAAUCUGUAUCCCCACGAGAGCGAAUUCCUCGGCAAUACAUCGCAAAUAAAUGCCGCGGAGCUAGACUUCAAGAAGUAUCCCCUGCUGGAGAAAGUGCGCUUCUAUAAGCUGCUUCUUCAGCCUGGCGAUUGCUUGUAUAUGCCACCUAAAUGGUGGCACUAUGUGCGUGCGGAAACGCCAAGCUUCUCAGUUAGUUUCUGGUGGGAGUAGACUUGAACCUCACUGGUAUGUGGAAUUCUUGUGUUACACAUCUGUUUCGUUAUCUACUUUUCAAUGAAGUGCGAUAAUCAAUGCGAUUUGUCAGCAAAUAAACAGGUUGUCUAUGACGCCAUUGCAUUCGACAUGAUGUGGACUAUCAGCUGGUGGCUACUGCUCAAUCAUGAAUCAUCAAUCGAACUGGGAGUGGUAGUACAUAUGUGUUUUAUAAUUGUUAUUUUAUUAGCCACGGCUUGUGUUAUAUCCUGUGGCAAAACAAAACUUACGAUAUACUGAUUAAUGCAAAGAGUACGAAAGAAAGCAAACAGUAUCAGUAUCAGGCAUAGAAAAACAUAAUGUAGAGAAUUCGCAACACGUAUCAAUAAACCUUUAUCAAUGCGUGUGGUGUUGUGGUAUGAGAAUUAAC
Drosophila obscura is the source of this 1756-nucleotide messenger RNA. RefSeq names its product bifunctional peptidase and arginyl-hydroxylase JMJD5 (gene JMJD5). Gene Ontology annotation, molecular function: histone H3K36 demethylase activity. The record is from RefSeq and is a predicted model, not a curated record. The coding region runs from base 97 to 1344 and encodes 415 amino acids. Lineage: Eukaryota; Metazoa; Arthropoda; Insecta; Diptera; Drosophilidae. The transcript is spliced from 2 exons. Gene Ontology annotation, cellular component: nucleus.